AUGCUGGUAGAAAAUGCGCUGGGGACAAGCAUGGAGCAUCAGGCCGCCCUCGAAUCCCUCCUCGAAGUCUACGAGGCCCUACGCAAGGCCGUUCGUGCGCAACUAGACGGGACCGGCUCUCACGCGGUGCACCGCGGCCGGGCGGAUCUCCAGGCCCGUGCCAUCCGCGAAGCUCUACAAGUUCUCGCGGCGGAAACGAGCGCUCUCGAGGGGGGGCCGCAGGACGGGGGCAGAACGCCCCCCCCUGGCGAGAAGGAAACGAAACUGUUGCAGGGGCACGUGCAGGUUUUCCAGGCGCUGUGGGAACACAUUUCGGGGGAGCUGGUCCUGUGUCUCGGCCAGGCGGAUCUGCCGGAAGUCGCGGGGUUGCUGCAGUGCGCGCAGGAGAGCCACUCCGACUUUCUGAAGAGAGUCAGCUGGCCGGCCGCGGUUCCCGCGACCCCGCCCCCCCAGAACGAUUUGCGCGAAAGCGCGGGGAAGGAGCAGAUACAGGUCCUCGUGUUGGAGAACCAGAGGUUGCAGAGGACGAUCCAAGAGCUUGCGGGGUGGGGGAACCCUGGGCCACUGGAAAAGCCCCCUCCGCUAGUUAUCCCCCCCACCCCAGCAACUCCGGGGGGCAGCGUUGACCCGGGGUCGUUCUCGCCCUCGCCCCAGAACCCCAACCCCCGGAAAAGCGAAGCGCUCGCCGCGCCGCUGCUUUUGCAGAGGCCCCGCGCGCGCACCGAGGACAUGACUCUGCUUCAGGGGGAUAGCGGGGUGCCGAAGAGGCCUUCGCCCAAGGCGUUUCUACCCCCCGGGAACGGAGUCGAACGAGCGCCCGCCGAUCAAGAUAGGGCGGGCGCAAGCGGUAGAGAAGCCUCGGAAGGCCUGCACAGGGCCCGCACGCUCGGCGCUGACGUCAGCGACAAGCACGCCGACGUCAGCAACCGCCUGCAACGGAGCGCGUCCACGCGGGUCACACCCAAUGCUGACGUCAGCGGGGCGGGGGGAGGGGGGGAGGCACGUGCCUCCAAGGCCGGGAGGAAAUCGGCGACUGCCGCCGCUUUGCGAGCGAGCGCGGAGCAAAUGUUGGGAUCGUUCCGGAGGAUGUUGCACACGUCGGGGGGGGCGGGGGGCGGUUCGGACCUUCCGGGGGGGGAGGUAGUGGAAGCGGCGAAGACAAAAGCGCUGGGUUCGAUUAUGCGAGGAAACUCGUGGUUCGGCAAGGAGGGCAACGGGCGGCUGAAAUCGAGACAAGACGGCGCGAUCGGACGGACGAGAUCGAACACGGUGGCGGGGUACAAAACGUCGCCCCGAAGGACACCUUCCGGACGGAUAACGCCACGGACGACCCCCCCAGAACAAGCACAGCACCCGACGUUUUCUCUGUCAAGGGGGGUUGCGCGGCAGUCAAUGUCAAGCCCUGUCCCACCCCCCGAGACAGCGAAUCCUGCCGCCAGUCCGCGGUUUGACUUCUCCCCCCCACUCAGUCCGAGCCAAGCAGACAUUCCUGACGGCUGGGAACGCUUCGCCGAGGUGUCGAUCCCUUCCACCCCACGAGGGGAAGUGGGGAUCUGGAGUAUCGCGCCAACCCCCACCGCUGCGAGGGCGGCGCUUAUCGCCGCAACGGGGGGCUCCGCGGCCCUGCUAGAAAGGGGGGGGGGCGCCAAUCUGCCGCUUGGGGAACAGCCCACCAACGUUUCUCCGGGGGGAAAGGUCGCGGUUCUCAUUCCGGGCCCUUUUCGGUCGGAAAAGCCGUUGCAAAACUUCCCCUCCGAAAGUGCACGGGAGGACGCUCCGGGGGGAGCCGAGCAGAGCGAGCCACAGCCCGGAUUUACCCCCCCUGGACCCGGUUUUUCGUCAUCCGGAAACGGCUUCACCCCCCCAGGACAGGGGUCGACGAUCGGCAUGAUCAGCGAACCACCAGUCCAAUGGGAAAUGCAAGACGCGGCUGAACACGAUCUGAGAAACAUUCCAGAGACAGAAAAUGACGAGGCGGCGAAUCUGGGGGAGGGGAGUGCUGAGCCCGCGGCCAUCGACAGCGAGUACUUCUCUCAUCCCGAAGAUGACGUCAGCGCCGCAAACGGAGGCGAGCACGAUAAUUCAGAGACGGGGGUCUCCCCCUGCUCCGAAAGAAUCCUAGCGCUGCGAGACCGGUUGUUAGGCGACCAGGAAAGCCUUCCAAAGCUCAGCCAGUCGCCGCAGAACCGGCUCAGCGGCCGCGGCUCGUCCUCAGAGCGACACGUGUCCUCCGACGAGCGCGAGAACAAGGACCCGUUUGAAGGAAGCAGCCAGCGGAUGGCGAAAAAUGGGGGGGCGCUGGAGAGGGGAAGAAGUGCCCCCCAGCAAAAGCUGGCUCCAGGGGGCGGGUUCAUGAGGCGGAUGUCGCUCAAGGAGCUGAAGGUUCUGAUCGAAGAAGUGUACGCUUCCAAGGAGAAGCGCGACGCGCGGUGCCUCGCUUGUGGCCUACCCAAGGAGACGCUGGAGCAGCACCUGCUGAGCUUCCUCACGCAGAAGUUCGGCCUGCGCGCGCUCAUCGCGGAGUGGCUCGCGGCCGCACUGACCGCGGUCGCGGCGUUCAGCCCCGCCGACGCGCAGGUGGACGUCUUCGGGAAGAUCCUGCUGAACGAGCUGGACGAAGCGGCCAGUCUGUCGUACGAGCACCUGCGCAAAAGCCUGGAGCACGCGGUCGCGGAGCAGAUGCGCGCCAAGCAUCCGUACGCCCCGGUCGACGACAUCGCGGCAAUUGUGAACGCGGCGAUGCGCGGCGCGGUCGGGAUGCAAGACGCGGCCGCGCUCGCGCACGCGCUGUUUGCGUCGCCCGACAGCGACGUUAUCAUCCGGAAGAUUGAAGAACACUGUCAAGAGACAGCCCGGCGGUUCGCCCCGGUUGCGAAAGGCCCCGCUUCGUCCUCUCGGGUUACGCGGAGGCGGUCGUACGCCCGGAUCCGAAGCGCGCCGUCCAAAGUCGCGAUAAGUGACCUGCUCCAGAUUCUUCUCCGCUACCAUUCGGACGUCCGGUGGCUCGCCCUCCGUCCGCUCGUCCGCGCGUUCCCGUCGUACAGCGGCGGCGGCCCCGCCCUAUGUUCGGACGCCGAUCUUGUCGCCCUUUUUGGUUUGUUUCACCCGGACCUAACGGAAGCGGACGUCCGGAGGCUGCUCCGCUGGGCGCAAGAAGUGUCCGGAGAGGGCCCGGUGACAUUCUCGGACACUGUGGUGCUGCUCACGAAAGCGGCUGGGGAGUUUGGGAUGGAGCAGAGAGCGAGCAGCUAACUAUGGCACAAGAACGGGUGGCGAAACCAGUGAAGUCACGGGAGUGCACUCCUAGCUUCACGAAGUAAUGUCAAGUAGAUCGAGGUCGAGGUAAUUAUAUUCUUAUCAAAUGCAUGCGCCGAAUGUUUCAUAUUAGCGUCCCUAUCUAUACUAUCACAAACUUUACGAUGGUACGCGCGUAGCGCAUGGACCCUCCCAUCUUGUUGGAGACUGCAAGUACAUGACAGUGUGCGCGGCCGGUCAGCUUCGAGUCAGUUGAGUGUCGCCCGCGGCCGCCUACAUGCUGCGCUCAGCUCCAGUGGCUAGGAACACAUAUGCACA
Messenger RNA from Klebsormidium nitens, 3573 nucleotides. The record is from the annotation of a GenBank genome assembly. Lineage: Eukaryota; Viridiplantae; Streptophyta; Klebsormidiophyceae; Klebsormidiales; Klebsormidiaceae.